Messenger RNA from Nylanderia fulva, 2313 nucleotides. The record is from RefSeq and is a predicted model, not a curated record. Lineage: Eukaryota; Metazoa; Arthropoda; Insecta; Hymenoptera; Formicidae.
AUCCUUUAGCAAGAAGGGAACUCAAAAUGAUUAUUACAAAAGGUCGAAGUUCCUUGACCGACGAUAAAUUUAAUGAGAUAAACCAUUUAAUAGCUGAGAUGAAGGAGAUUUAUAAUAAAAUCAAAGUAUGUCCGUACAAACAAACUGAUGAAAAUGGGUGUAAUUUGAAUGUAGAUAAUAUUAAUAAAAUAAUGGCACAAUCAAAAGACUAUGACGAAUUAUUGUAUUAUUGGCAUGCUUGGCACGAAGCAACUGGUCCAAAACUUCAAAAUAAAUAUUUAAGAUACGUUCAACUAGCUAAUUUAGCAGCUAACUUAAACGGUUUUGCCGAUGCUGGCGAUCAGAUGAGAGAGUUAUUUGAAGAUGAAAAUUUCGAGGAAAAUAUAGCAGAAGUGAUGUCAGCCAUCUCUCCGCUGUAUAAGAAUCUUUUUACUUAUGUGCGAUCGAAACUAAUUGAAAGAUAUGGAAACAGAAUACGAGAAGAUGGGCCUUUACCAGCGCAUGUUUUGGGAAAUAUGUGGGCUCAAAAUUGGGAAGGUCUGUUCGAACUGGUGCAACCUUUUCCUGCGAGCAGAAAACUCGACGUGACUGUGGAUAUAAUGAUUCAGAAUAUCACUCCAAUGAGGAUGUUCCAAAUAGCGGAAGAGUUUUUCACUUCGCUCGGAAUGAAGCCAAUGCCGCCGGAAUUUUGGAAAUUUUCCAUAUUUGAAAAACCCAUUGACAGAGAAGUUAAUUGCAUUCCUAGUGCACGGGAUUUUUGUAAUAGAAUCGAUUACAGAAUAAAACAGUGUACUAGAGAUGCGAUGGAGGAUUUAUUAUCGACGCAUUACGAAAUGGCACAUUUGCAAUAUUAUUUACAAUACAAGGAUCAUCCAUUUUUAUUCCGAAACGAGGCAAUGCCAGGUUUCUAUGAAGCUGUUAGCGAUGCGAUUGGUUUAUCUAUUUUUACUUCGCAACACUUGCAUAAAAUUGGAUUGCAAAAGAAUUUAACGGAUGAUUAUGAUAGCAGUAUAAAUUUUCUGAUGUUAAUGGCUCUUCGCAAAGUGACUUAUAUGCCGUUCGCUUAUUUAGUUGAUCAAUGGAGAUGGCAUGUCUUCAGCGAUGGGGUGGAAGAUAUGACUGCACGUUGGUGGGAAUUAAGAUUACAAUAUCAAGGAAUUGUUCCACCUGUGCCUAGAUCCGAAAGAAAUUUUGAUCCAGCAGCUAAAUAUCAUAUUCCAGCGGACAAUCUUUAUGUCAAAUAUUUUGUGAGCAUUGCUUUACAAUUUCAAUUGUUCCAAUCAUUGUGUGAGAUUUCUGGUCACACAGGCGAAUUGCACACUUGCGAUAUUUAUAGAUCACGAGAAGCAGGUCGAUUAUUAUCGGACGUUCUGUCGAUGGGAUCUUCUAGACCAUGGCAAGAUGUUAUCAGGCAAAUGACAAGAGGCAGAGUAAAUAGAAUAGAUGCUGGUGCCAUGCUCAAAUAUUUUGAGCCUUUAAAUGCGUGGUUAAGACGACAAAAUAAGAUGCAGCCUGUAAUCGGGUGGAUUACGAAUCGUGACGACAGAGAAAGAUAUUGCUACAGGACCAUGUCAUGCAAUUCUUUAGGCCUCGCAAAUAGUGUACUUGCGUAUCAAAGAUCAGAAAUCCUGAGGCAAGGUGCGAAUAAACAUGGUAUUACUUUGGCACACUAUUCAGAUAUUAAACAGAGUUCUGAGGAUGACUGCCAAAAACCUCAGACACAACAGAAUGUAUCAGUAUUCCAGAAAAUGAAACAGAUGACCAAAGAUUAUUGGCAUAUAUUAAUACCUGUGCACAUAGUUACUUCUAUAGGAUGGGUGGCUAUAUUCUACCUUGCUAUUAGGAAUGGUGUAGAUAUAGCGCAGCUGUUGGAAUAUAUGAAUUUUAGUGAUAAGUAUGUAGAUGCAGUACGUAAUUCAAGCGCUGGCAAUUGGGCAAUUACUUAUGCACUUUAUAAGAUAUUUACUCCAUUGAGAUACACUGUUACUGUUGGAGGAACAACAAUUGCCAUUAGGCAUCUUAACAAAUUAGGCUAUGGAAAAGCACCUUCAUUCUUCAAACGUCAGCCAGCAGAGCCAAUACAGUCAAACAAAUGUGCAGCAGAACACAAGAUAAAAUUCAAGGCAGAGUGUAAAAAGGACCGAACACGGCACACGGAACCGCCAAAACCAUAAAAAUAUACAUAUGUCGGAUUUAUGAAUUGGGCUUGUGAAUGUAGCUUGGGGAUAUUAAUUAAUUAUACCGCGCGCGAUAUUCGAUGUAUAUUUCUUUUUGUAAAUGUAAUUGUCACUAUAAAUUAUCUUCUGCAUCAAA